UACAAAGGCUCGUCUAGUAAAUAUAAACCAACUCAUCUCAGCAGUUGAUUCAGUCGAUAAGUUCUCAGUCAUAACACAACUCGAAUCGUGAUAAAUUUAUAAACAUUAAAUCAAAAUUGUUCGAUUAGCAAAAUGAAGAUUUUAAUAUUCGGGGUGCUCGUGCUGUUAUCCGUGACAGAUAUUUACGCCGAUUUAUCCGAACAACCCGAUAAAAUACAAACCUUGGUGAAAAAAUUAUUCAGCUUGAGGCCGGAACCGUACGUAGUUCACAAUUUGGCAAACUCUCUAAAACUGGACAUCGACGAAGAGCAGACCGACUUAACAUCCAGGGAAUUCACAGACGAGAGUUAUAAGUUCAAAAACGUAACGGUUUCUCGAAUCUAUAACAAUCCUCUCAAGCCAAGAACAGAAAUUACCUCGGUCAUCUGCGAUUUCCAUCUUCAAAUCAAAAUAACCCAGUCGAUCGAUCCGCCUGAUUUAGAAAUCAGAGGAAUUUAUCAAUUGAAUAAAACUCAGGAAGCAGACUCGGGUGAAUUCUUCAUCGCUAAGGAAUACGAUGGUAGAAUAAUCCAUCAAAUGAGAUCAGAUGGAAUCAACGACACUGAUCUUGUAUACAAUGAUCAAGAGAUCAAAUUUGGCAAAUCGAGUAAAAAUCGUGCAAAAUUCAUCCGAGCAAUUGGUCUAAUCGUGGACGAGGUAAAUAACCGCACUGCCAAUAAAGCCAAUCAGACGAAUAAUUUACCCAAGAAAAUCAAAGACUUCGAGAGCGUAUUUCCAUUCUUAUCGAACGCUUUAUCUCCACUCAAUAAAACAGCUUUAAAAUCUCAAGCCGAAAAUACCUACUGUAUCAAUAACACGAUAACCGAGCAAUGGGGAAAUAUGAAUUUAAUACUGCCUUACGUAAUGAUACGUGGAUUGAAUAAUUUCAAACAAGCCAAAUUAUUUGCCUACAACGACGGAUCAGGAGUUCGUUUUAAUAUUACAUUGAUGACUCACGAAUUGAAAGGAUAUUUCGAAUGGAGACAUGGUAAAAAUCUCGCUAUUAUGAGUUCAAAUCGCACCGAAAACUUCACCAUUGGUAAUUUGACCCUGUUUGCGAACACAAGAUUCGAUAAAGAUUGGAUUAUCGAUAAUUUAGAAAUAGCAUUCGGAUCGAUAAAUAUUCAAAAACCAAAUGGAAGCGAACUGUACCCAAAUAUCAAUGAUUUUAUGUACGAUCUCUUGCACGAUAAAUUGGAAACAUUGAUCACCAGUCAUUUAAAACAACUCAUACAUAAAGAAUACUCUAAACCAGAACGAGUCACCGAAUCUGCAAAUAAAACAACCCUACUCGAGCUGAAUUCCACGACGACAUCGACAACUUCUAAUUACACAACUAUCACGAAUAAAACCAUCGCAGCAGUGACCAAUUCAUCCAAUCUGACGACAAUUACCACUCCAUUUACCACCCUCAGUACUCCUCUGAGAAAUGACUCGACGCCUUGUAAAGAUGACAGAAGAUGGUGGCAGAAAAUUUACCGUCGAAAUAAAUGUAAAACAGAGAAGAAACCUGCACCAACCGAACAAAUACCAGAGACGAAUAAAUGCGCAGAUAAAAGAUGGUGGUUCCAGAAACCCUUCUUGAGGAAUAAGUGUGCGAAAAAUAUCUCUACGACAAAUGCUCCUCCCUUACUGGAAGUUCAACCUCGGAUUAAUAAUGGCUCAAAUUCGACCGGAGUUGAGAUGGCGAAAUGUGUGGAUAAAAGAUGGUGGUUCCAGAAACCUUUCAUCAGUAAUAAAUGUAAACAAUUGAAAAAUGUCACAUUAAAAGGGGCCAUUUAGUAACAAAUCCUGAAUUUUUCAGCUGUCUAUUAAUUAAGAAUACGUACUUUCAAGUUCCUUUUACUUUUAAAAAAUAUUUUUAGCUGAAUUUUGAAUGCUUUGUUGACUAUUUUAUUCUAGCAAUAUUCUUAACUCUUAUUGUGAACAAAAUUAUGUAAAUUAUUUAAUAAAAAUACCAAAUACCUAUUUA
Planococcus citri (citrus mealybug) is the source of this 2011-nucleotide messenger RNA. RefSeq lists its product as uncharacterized. The coding region runs from base 133 to 1821 and encodes 562 amino acids. The transcript has 4 exons. The record is from RefSeq and is a predicted model, not a curated record. Lineage: Eukaryota; Metazoa; Arthropoda; Insecta; Hemiptera; Pseudococcidae.